Molecule: messenger RNA, 1665 nt
Organism: Neohortaea acidophila
Lineage: Eukaryota; Fungi; Ascomycota; Dothideomycetes; Mycosphaerellales; Teratosphaeriaceae
Product: acyl esterase
Exons: 1
Coding region: 1-1665 (554 amino acids)
Molecular function (GO): dipeptidyl-peptidase activity
Source: RefSeq, a predicted model, not a curated record
AUGGCCACCACUCUCGACCUCGCUCGGCGAUUUAUUGCAAAUGCCUGGAACCCCGGCGUAACGGUAACUGAUGCGCCAGCCGAUAUCACCGUCGAUUGGGACGUCCCCAUCAAGGUCAGAGAUGGAACAACACUACGAGUCAACGUGUUCCGACCAAGCUCCGGCAAGCUUGUCCCUGUCGUCAUGUCGGCGCAUCCAUACGCCAAAGACAAGAUCCCCCUCAAGACCAAGACCGGCCGCGGCCUGUCGCCGCAGUAUCGUUUGCUAUCUCAGCCUCGCCCGUUCCAUAUCUCCCAGUAUACGGGCUGGGAAGCGCCGGAUCCUGCAUUCUGGGUGCCACGGGGCUAUGCCGUGGUGAAUGCGGACCUCCGGGGCGGCGGAACAUCAGAGGGCGUAGCCGAUUUGUUCUCCGAUGAAGAAGCGCAAGAUUAUUUCGAGUUGAUAGAAUGGGCAGGGACGCAAAGUUGGUCGUCUGGAAAAGUUGGCUUGGACGGCGUGUCUUACCUGGCCAUCAGCCAGUACAAGGUAGCCGCGCUUCGACCGCCUCACCUUGCCGCCAUCUGUCCCUGGGAGGGAUUCAGCGACCUCUACCGCGACUUUGCUAGGCCCGGCGGCAUCCGUGAAGACGGGUUCUCGAUCCUGUGGAGCAUGGGCACUAGCCGCGGAGCCCGUGUCGCCAGGCCUUUAUUACGCAGCCAAAUGAUCGAUCGCCCACUUCGGGACGAAUGGUACCAGUCCAUCACGCCAGACUUGGAGCGGAUUCAGGUUCCACUCUUGGUGUGCGGUAGCUUCUCCGACCAUCUGCUACACAGUCGCGGAUCGUUCGAGGUCUUUCGGCGCGCAGGCUCGGCGCAGAAGCGGCUCUACACUCACAGGGAUGGCAAGUGGUGCGCUUAUUACAGCGAGGAGGCCUGCCAGGAACGGCUUCGAUUCUUUGAUCACCACUUGAAAGGCGUGGAGAAUGGGUGGGCUGAAGAGCUGCCUGUGCGACUUGCAAUCAUGGAUAUCGGCGCCAAGCCUGCAGCCGUGACCCGAGAGUCGGCCUGGCCACCUCAAGACCUGACCUGGCGCAAGCUUUGGUUGGACGCUCAAUCAAGCACCAUGCGAGAUGAGCCCUCCCUCGACCACGGAUCAGUCAACUUCCGCAGCCAAUUCGGCAGCGUCGCGUUCAACUGGACCGUACCGAUCGAUCUAGACAUCAUUGGCCCCAUGUCCUUAAGCCUGUCCGUUCAGGUCGACGGCGCCACCGACAUCAAUUUAUUUGUGGACGUCGCGAAGGUCCGCAAUGGGGUAAAGACGACGUUUGAGGGCUCAUAUGGCUUUGGAGGCGACAUGGUGUCAAAGGGCUGGCAACGGGCCGCUCAUCGUGAACUUGACUUGAUCCUUUCGACUCCUGAGCAACCGGUGCAUCGUCAUGAGCGGGACGAGCUCUUGUCCCCAGGCGAGAUUGUUCCGGUGAUGAUAGCUCUUCGGCCGCAUGCGACUCGCUUCCGGAAGGGCGAUGAGCUUCGCGUUGAAGUUCAAGGCCGAUGGCCCUAUGCCCGAAAUCCUUUUACCGGUCCCUUUCCGGCCGGCUACGAAUCGAGUCCCAAAGGCAUAUGCCAUCUCCACACUGGGGCCCAAUACGAGUCCCAUCUAUUGGUUGGCGUCCGGCCCUACGUUUAG